Molecule: messenger RNA, 324 nt
Organism: Melampsora larici-populina 98AG31
Lineage: Eukaryota; Fungi; Basidiomycota; Pucciniomycetes; Pucciniales; Melampsoraceae
Exons: 4
Coding region: 1-324 (107 amino acids)
Source: RefSeq, a predicted model, not a curated record
AUGAGCUUUUUGAUUUUUUCGAUAAGGAUUAAUGACCCGAAGGUGUCAGGCAGCGAAGGUGAGGUAGGUUUUGAGUGUGACAUAGGCUUUGCGAUUGGCAAAAAUAACAAUGCAGGCCAUCAAUGGGUUGAGAUGACCGGCUGUCACCUUGGACCCAGCGACAAAGGUGGAAGUGAUCAACAUUGUGCAUCAUACCAGUACAACGCAUCAUACCAAGCUCACACUUGUACCAACCCCGAGAACGUAACUGUACAUGCCCUGAUUAUGAUCCUUAUAAUGUGCCCCUCACAAGUUGCAUGUACUGAGUGUCUAGAGGCGAGGUGA